UUGCUCAGCCCUGCGGAAUUCAUAGCAUCCAUGAAAAAGAGGCCCUCUCUAGCUAAAGGUGAGAGAGAUGGAUGUCUAUUGGUCCAUUCGCUUAUGAGGUUUGAUAUGAACAGUCUGAGGUAGAUAUAUAAGAUUCAACGUGAAACCCGCAAGGGAAGACUUAUAUUUUUUCAUCACCACCAACAUCAUAUCCACAAAAUCCAAGUCUUUCCUAUUUUUCUAUUUAUUUUCUUAUCUCUUUUGUCAUCUCAUUAUUUCCUUAUUUUCCUUAAGCCUUCGUCUACUUCUUUCUCCUACUAGUGCAGUUUGUUCUUUUGGACCGAUCCUCUCCUACUAUCAUAAUAUUGAAACAGUCAUAUCGUCUAAUUCAAGCUUAAUACCGUCAAAAUGCUCAAGGCCGGAACCGUCGCUGCCAUCUUGGCUUUCUGCUCCGUCUCUGCGGCUGCCCCUGCCAGUUGGGGAUCCGACUCAUGGGGUAGCACUGGCUCCGGAUCAUACACCACACCUCCCGCCUGGGAAACUGCCACUGGCGGCUCAUCUCACGAGACUGCCACGGCCUCGAGCUAUUACACCUCUCUAAGCUACGCUCACAACAGCCCCAGCCACAGCACAGAAGCAGCAAGUGCUUCUGCUACGGGCUCCGCUGCAGGCUCCGCUUCUACCACCGUCGCAGCCAGUACUGUCGUCUCAGCCCCCUCUACACCAACAGGCCUGAGCAAAGUCCAGCAGAUCCUCCUUUCCGACACUCGCGCCGACGCCGUCAACAACGUGCUCACAUCCAACUCCGACUUCAUCUUCGAUUUCAACAAAGCGCGCAAAGGAGGCAAGAGCAGCGAGAUCGUGCAAGCGAACCGCAAGGCCUUCCCCGCACUCACGGGGACCGGAAUCGGCAUGGCCGUAGGCUUCCUCGGACCCUGCGGCUUCAACACCCCGCACGUGCACAACCGAGCCACCGAGUUUCUCAUCGUGACCAAGGGCAAGAUAGUCUCGGAGAUGGUGAUCGAGAACGGCGUGAACAACGCCAAGGGCACGCCGAGGGACAUCACGAACACGGUCGAAGAGUUGCAGGCCACGCCGUACUUCAUGGGCGCCCUACACACGCAGUACAACCCCACCUGCAAAGACGUGACCUUCGUCGCGCCCCUGUCGAACGAGGACUUCGGCGCCAAUACCAUCGCCCAGGCUUACCUCGCCCUUAAAGACGAGACGAUCGCCGGGGCCCUCGGUAACGUCAUCGACGGCGCUGACAUCGAUAAGUUCCGCAGCUUGCUCAGCUCGAACGUUACUAUUGGUGUUGAGCAGUGCUUGAAGACUUGCGGCAUCUCUAAGCGCAAGUAAGGGGUUAGUGUAUAUAUACUUUUGAAAUGUAUAUACUACCUAGUAUAUUUAACGGGAUACGGCAAUAAAGAGGGUAGGGUUAUAGGGGCAUGACGGGUCUUUUGGUUAGACGACAGCGCACGUGCGAUGGUUUGAUGGGUUAGGGGGAUUGGGCAUCAUCGGUCCGGAGUUCUUCAUUGCAUUAGUUUGUUUAUUUGGUGGGUUUUGCAUAUUAAUCGCUACUUAAAAUUAGAAAAGCCACCAGUUAUUGAAUACACACUCG
This is a messenger RNA of Annulohypoxylon maeteangense, 1600 nucleotides long. RefSeq names its product RmlC-like cupin domain-containing protein. Gene Ontology annotation, molecular function: manganese ion binding. The transcript has a single exon. The record is from RefSeq and is a predicted model, not a curated record. Gene Ontology annotation, cellular component: cell wall. Lineage: Eukaryota; Fungi; Ascomycota; Sordariomycetes; Xylariales; Hypoxylaceae. The coding region runs from base 388 to 1338 and encodes 316 amino acids.